This is a messenger RNA of Aspergillus calidoustus, 1747 nucleotides long. The record is from the annotation of a GenBank genome assembly. NCBI's taxonomy places the organism in Eukaryota, Fungi, Ascomycota, Eurotiomycetes, Eurotiales, Aspergillaceae.
GACGGACUCUAUGUGACCCCGCAGGAGGUUAAGGUUCUUGAAAUCGCCCUCGGCCAACGAUACUCUGUGAUGAUAGAGCUUGACCAGUCUCCUGGCAACUACUACCUUCGAUUCGCUACUUAUCCAAACGGUGACAUGCAGCAGGUCUUGGAAGGCCAGGCAAUAGUGUCCUAUGAUACCACCGGAAACGAUACACAGGAUAUCUCUGUUGAUCCGAUGUCUGUUUGGAUGUUGACUAACGGAUCCGCUACACAAGGUGCCAAUGAACUGGUAGAAUCACGCCUGGCACCGUUUGAGGGUAAUAGACCUCCCACUACAGCUGCCGAUGUCACCCGAUUCUUCAAUAUCAAUCAGACCGACAUUGUCACCUGGGUUGUGGACCAGUAUCCGUAUGCCGAACCAACGAUUCCAAUAAUCUACGGUAACAUGUCAGAUGGAUGGAAUGCGAACACCACCCUCCAUUCACCGACGAAUUCGACAGUCGAUAUCGUGAUGAAUGUGGCAAAUGGCUCGUUGGAUACAAUGGGCCAUCCAAUGCACCUUCAUGGCCAUAAAUUCUGGGUUCUAGGUUCUGGCAGUGGCUCAUUCCCUUACCAGUCGGUUGCAGAAGCGCCGCCGUCCCUGAUUAACCUCGACAACCCUCCGUACAGGGAUACGGCGAAUUUGCCACCAUCGGGAUGGCUGGCAAUUCGCUAUAUCACUGAUAACCCGGGCGCAUGGAUACUUCAUUGCCAUAUCCAGUGGCAUAUUGUGUCUGGAAUGGCGGUGGUCUUAGUCGAGGGCGAAGAUCAGCUCGAUGCCCUAAUUCGGCAAGGUAAUAGCCCGGAUCCAACCACGCCAUUGAAAUCCGGUACCGCACCGUCGUAUAUUUUCAACUUUUCUAGAAGUUUGAUCGCUCUUGGCACUAUGCUGAAUGCGCUGGUCGCGUUUCCAUAGCGAGCAGCUGGUUGCGUCUCCGUGUCUUUUUUUCUUGCCAGAUUUGCUUUUAUCCACGUUAAUAGUAGAAGUCAAGUAUUCUCUACGGGCAGCGCAUGUUUACAGGUAUAUAUGAUAGUCGCACUGCAGCGGCUUUAUUAACAAAACUGGGGUUAUCUCCUAUUAUCUGAAAUCCUGUAAAGAGUGGAAUUCGACUCUUUCCAAGGCAAUUUGCCACAGGAGCAAUGUUCGGUGGUUUCGCUUCAUCGCUGCUGAACCUUACGGCAAAAUGACUUGACAUUUCUUCCCUGAAAAUUGUCGAUCAAUACCGUUCUUCCCCUCAAAAGCACUAAACUGGUGUAGCAGGCCAGUUAUUUCUGGAGGAAGAGUUAGUCCAUCCAUACGCAGAUGGGUAUAUGUGAAAUGCUCAAAACUUACACCGCAUGCACUGCAAGUGCAAUCCUUUGUGGAGCAAGUGCAGCUCUGGGGUCCAGUACAGGAACAGGUGGAUCCGCAGUUGCAGGCCAUAUUCGCAGAAUAAUAGGUAGUGGUCGCUGAAUAUAUUGAAUGAUGUCGGAUAAAUUUGAUUGAUCUACUCGCAACAGGUCUGGGGACCUUGGGAGCCUUUAUAACUGUCUGUAAGCAGGGUAAAAGGACAAAUAAGUCAUCGAAAAUAGACGUCAUGACAUUAGGCAGGCUGUGGUCAUGAAAGUGGGUUUGAUUUGACGAAGAGCAAGGUCUAAACGUCAUUAAUAUGGGAGAACAGCCGCGCCACCAAAUGCCAAACAUGGACAGCUCAAGCAUUCUUUCUUACUUUGAAGAAAUAAAGUUU